This is a messenger RNA of Megalops cyprinoides (Indo-Pacific tarpon), 2042 nucleotides long. RefSeq names its product developmentally regulated GTP binding protein 1 (gene drg1). Lineage: Eukaryota; Metazoa; Chordata; Actinopteri; Elopiformes; Megalopidae. Gene Ontology annotation, molecular function: GTP binding; GTPase activity. Gene Ontology annotation, cellular component: cytoplasm. The record is from RefSeq and is a predicted model, not a curated record. Gene Ontology annotation, biological process: cytoplasmic translation. The transcript has 9 exons. Bases 138 to 1238 code for a protein of 366 amino acids.
CACUAGCUAGCACGUUGCACUUGUGUGCCUGCACAGUAUGAGCCAUACCUUGUGAUGAAAUAAAGAAUCAAGACAGACUGUAAUUCUCUAGCUAACUACUUGCCUGUCGUUCAGCUGGACAUCACCUCACAAGGAAAAUGAGUUUACUGGCCAAAAUAGCGGAAAUCGAGGCGGAGAUGGCCCGCACUCAGAAGAACAAGGCCACGGCCCACCACCUGGGGCUGCUGAAGGCACGACUGGCCAAGCUGAGGAGGGAGCUUAUCACACCCAAAGGUGGCAGCGGUGGAGGCACGGGGGAAGGAUUUGACGUGGCAAAGACCGGAGAUGCCCGCAUCGGGUUUGUCGGUUUUCCCUCUGUGGGCAAGUCCACCCUACUGAGCAACCUGGCUGGUGUCUACUCGGAAGUAGCAGCCUACGAGUUCACCACGCUCACCACUGUUCCUGGCGUUAUCCGCUACAAGGGUGCCAAGAUCCAGCUUCUGGAUCUUCCUGGGAUCAUCGAGGGGGCCAAGGAUGGCAAAGGCAGGGGCCGGCAAGUCAUUGCAGUGGCUCGAACCUGCAACCUAAUUCUAAUUGUGUUGGACGUGCUGAAGCCACUGGGACACAAGAAGCUAAUUGAGCAUGAGCUGGAGGGGUUUGGGAUUCGCCUCAACAAGAGGCCACCUAACAUCGGUUUCAAGAAGAAGGACAAGGGCGGCAUCAACUUCACGGCCACGUGUGCCCAAAGCGAGUUGGACGCAGAAACGGUGAAGAGCAUCCUGGCUGAAUACAAGAUCCACAACGCCGACAUCACCCUGAGAAGCGACUGCACGGCAGAUGACCUCAUCGACGUGGUGGAGGGUAACCGAGUGUACAUCCCCUGCAUCUAUGUGCUCAACAAAAUCGACCAGAUCUCCAUCGAGGAGCUGGACAUCAUCUAUAAGGUGCCCCAUUGCGUACCCAUCUCUGCGCACCAUCGCUGGAACUUCGACGACCUGCUGGAGAGGAUCUGGGACUACCUGCAGCUUGUGCGAAUCUAUACCAAGCCCAAGGGCCAGCUUCCAGACUACACGGCACCUGUUGUGCUUCCAGAUGGAAAGACUUCUGUGGAAGACUUCUGCCUAAAGAUCCACAAGAACCUCAUCAAGGAGUUCAAGUACGCGCUGGUGUGGGGGACGUCAGUCAAGCACAACCCUCAGAAGGUGGGGAAGGACCACAUCAUGGAGGACGAGGACGUCAUUCAGCUCGUCAAGAAGUAAAGGGAACGCGCCCGCGCCCUGCUCCACCCCGUAGCACCCCACUGUCACCAAGCACGAGAAGGGCCUGGAGGGUGCUCUCAUUUGAAAUCUUCUAGGGUUCUUACACAGGCAUAACACUGAUGAAUUUGGACGUGUAUUUGCGUUUAAAAUACAGAUUCAGCCCUGCACGGACCUUUGAAAGUAAGGAAACACCAUGUGUCUGUGAUAGGUGUUCUUAUAAGAAUAUUUCAAAUUGAAAGGAGUCAAAAUGUUGAUGAUCAGCAACUGUGAAGAAGCAUUUCUGGAAAAAUCAACUUAUGUGAUAGUGUCAUGACAGUUCUUAAAAUUGAUCAUCAUGAACGUUCGUCUCCAAGAAUAACAAUAUUUGCUUUUUAGUGCAGUCUCAUGAGGAGAAGUUAUGCUCUUUAGACUGCUGUAAUUCAUUUGUUGAUGGAACAACUGGUGGUGUUUGUAUCUUAUGAACUUUGGUUCACCCCCUGUAAAAAUUCACAUGUCCUUCCUGAAAAGUCAGGGGCAGUCCUUAUACUUACUGUAUAUAACUACUAAAGGCCUUUUCCAUUGUGUACAAUAUUACCUGUUUGCCAAAUACAAUGCUUGAGACAAGUAACUGCUCACACAUAAUUGACAGGUAGUGACUAGCCAAUCAGCAGUCAUUGAAAAACGAGCCCCCCACCAUUCUCUUGGACAAAGGCAUGCUGAUCCAUCCAAAGUUUAGGGUAGAAAAUGAAGAAUCUCUUAAGAUGGACAAAAGUUUGCACGUAAAGACAGUGUGGCUCAGAUACAUUUGUCAAGAAUAACGUGUGA